This is a messenger RNA of Pelobates fuscus (common spadefoot toad), 6263 nucleotides long. RefSeq names its product microtubule crosslinking factor 2 (gene MTCL2). The transcript is spliced from 15 exons. The coding region runs from base 213 to 5093 and encodes 1626 amino acids. Gene Ontology annotation, biological process: regulation of autophagy; insulin receptor signaling pathway. The record is from RefSeq and is a predicted model, not a curated record. Lineage: Eukaryota; Metazoa; Chordata; Amphibia; Anura; Pelobatidae.
UACUCCUAGCAGCAGAUGAAGCUGAAGCUGGAGAAGACACAUCAACGCCCGUUAUACCGAGGCAGUGCCCGGGGAUCAGACCGUGACAGCCCGGGGACACCCAGCAGGAGGAGCAGACCCCCCACCCCGCUUCUGAGGGCUCCCAGGGGCCCCGACUCUCGCGCCCGCAGCUGUAGCUCUCCUAUACCGGAGCGGAGCCGUUUGUCCCGGGGAUGAUGGAGCCGGGUGGGCCCGGCGGGGGUCCCCCACCUCCCCCUCCGGUACCGGAGAAGAAGAAGCUGAACCGGGCUCCGUCUCCGGCCCGGCCCAAGGAUCUGACCGGCUGGUCUCUGUCCAAGGCCCGCAGGGGGUCCCCGGUGUCCCUGUCCGUGAUGCCCCAGCCCCCCCGCCGGUCGCUGCCCUCUCCCGGGAGCAAGAAGCAGCCCCGAGCGGCGGUGGCUGCAGCCAAGUCCAAGGAGAAGGCGGGCGCGGGGCCCCGGACGGACAGCAGCUCGGAGGGGUCCUGCGCCUCGGAGGACAGUAGCAGCCGGGGCAGCAGUGAGGAGGGAGGGGUGUCCGGGGCCUCCAGCCGCCUCCAGCUCAGCACCUCCAUGGCCUUCUCCGACCUGACCGAGGAGAUACUGGACGGGGGAACCGAGGGCUUGUUACGGGAGAUGGAGGAGCUGCGCUCUGAGAAUGAUUAUCUGAAGGACGAGAUCGAGGAGCUGAGGUCAGAGAUGCUGGAGAUGAGAGACGUUUAUAUGGAAGAGGAUGUAUAUCAGCUGCAGGAGCUCCGGCAGCAGCUAGAACAAGUCCACAAGACUUGUCGCAUUUUACAGUACAGAUUGAAGAAGUCCGAGCGCAGAGGGCUACGGGUGGCCCAGACAGGACAAGUGGAUGGAGAACUUAUCAGUGCCCUAGAGCAGGACGUCAAGGUGGCUAAGGAUGUCUCAAUACGUCUCCACAAUGAGUUGGACGUGGUAGAGAAGAAAAGAAGUAAGUUAGAGGAAGAGAAUGAAGAACUACGUCAAAGGCUGAUUGAGACAGACUUGGCUAAGCAAGUCCUACAAAAUGAAAUGGAAAAGCUGAAAGAGAAUUCUUUGAGAAAGAGGGGCCGACCUUCAGGAAAAAUGGAGAAGAAAACGUCUCCUCAGGAGGACAGCGCUGAUAUUAAAUGCCAGUUAUACUUUGCUAAAGAGGAGUCCGCCUUAAUGUGUAAAAAGCUUACAAAGCUGGCAAAAGAUAACGAUAGCAUGAAAGAAGAGCUGGUUAAGUAUAGGUCAAUGUUUGGUGAUCUGGAUAGCUCAUUGUCUAUAGAAGAAUUGGCCAAUUCACCACAUUCCAGAGAGGCAGAGCUGAAAGCCCACCUCAAGUUAGUGGAAGAGGAGGCGAACAUCUUGAGCCGAAGGACGGUAGAGCUAGAGAUUGAAAACAGAGGUCUAAGAGCAGAGAUGGAUGAGAUAAAAUUACAUGGUGACCGCGAACUCCUUGGACCUGAUGGAAGAUUUGCUUUUCUACCUGGAGAUUCUGGGGAUAACUUUGUUGAGCUUAGGAGGCAUUUGCAGUUUGUGGAGGAAGAGGCAGAACUUCUCAGGAGAUCACUCAUGGAGUUGGAGGACCAAAAUAAACUACUCAUGAAUGAACUGAAUAAGUAUAAAUCAGAUCAUGAUCUAGACAUAACGUUGUCUGAGGACAGCUGCUCUGUCAUUAGUGAGCCUUCUCAGGAAGAGCUAACCACUGCCAAAAUGCAGAUCAGUGAACUCAAUGGAAAGGUUAAGAAACUCCAGUAUGAGAAUCGGGUACUUCUUUCAAACCUCCAACGCUAUGAUCUGGCAUCUUGUCAGACCACCAAACCUUUAAUGGAGACUGAUGCUGAAGCUGGGGAUUCAGCACAGUGUAUCCCAACACCUCUUUGGCGGGAAGGACCCAUAGGAGUAGAAACAGAUGCUACUGACUCCAAGGAAAGAACAGGGAAAGGAAACUUUAAAUCUCCAGAUAUGUGUCGUAAUUCUCCUCCCAGAUUAUUAAAAAUGAAAGAAUUGGAUAUUCUGCUUGGCAUCAGGACACAAGUUGAAUUGAUCAGCAAGGCCAUUGAAGUUCUAACAUCUGAAUCAAAUGGCUUUCCUUCGGGUAUCAAACUUUGUACAGAUAAUGAUUGUGGUGACCUCCUGUUAACAGAAGCCAUAGAUAACAGCGAGGUGACCAGUGAUUCCAAGCUGAUCGGUGUAAUUUUUACUAGACUUGCGGGUUUACAGCAGGAGCUGAACUGCUUUACGAAGAAGGUUGAUGCACUUGGGGAUUGUUCUAAAGAACAGAUAGAUACCUCAUCGUUGGCAUCGGACACCACAUCUCUAGAUACAUCUAAAGACUUUUCGAGAAAAGAGCACAGUUCUAAUUUGCAGCAGCCUGAGUGUAGGAUCUGCAGAGGGAAGGACGAGUCUCGGUGGGAGAAGGUUGACAGUGACCAUGAUUUUGACCAAACCAACAGCUACAAGACGUACCAGCCUGAAGACAAUGAGUCAUACGCAGCUGAGAUUAAAGAUUUGCAGUCUGUUCUGUCUGAAGCCAAUGAGACCAUGCAAGGGCUUCAGGAACAACUAUCCCAAGAGAGGCAGCUCCGAAAGGAAGCAGAGGAGUCUUACAACCAGAAGAUUGCCCAGCUAAAAGAUGAUCAACAGAAGCUACUUCUAAGGCGUGAGUUUGAGCUCCAAAGUCUGGGCCUGGAGAGACGGCUGGAGCAGAAGUUUUGGAGCCAGGAGAAGAAUGUUCUUGUCCAAGAGACCCACCAGUUUAAGCAAAGCUUCUUACUGCUCUUUAUGAAGCUCAAGUGGUUCCUGCAGCGCUGGAGAAACGGCAAAAUCCCACAAAAUGGAGGAGAGGACUUUCUGGAGGUAAACAGUGUGAAAGAACUGUACAUGCUGAUUGAGGAGGAAGAGUUAAACACCCCGACCACUGACUACAAGAUACCUGAUGGAGAGCCCUGGCCGCAGAAUAUGACAGUGGAAUGUAUGAAAACCCUGGCUGAUGUUAAGGGAAUCUUGAAGGAACUUUGCAGAGAGUUGCAGGAUGAGAGACGAGGGAUGAACGAGCUACAGCAGCAGUUUGCCAAAGCAAAGGCUGCCUGGGAAAUGGAAAGGACGGAGCUCAAGAUGGAUUCUGUGAAGCAUGGUGCAGAGAGAACUUCUUCAGACCUUAAAGUUUCUCUGAAAAAGGAAAGAGAAGAACAUCAACACCUUCUUGCGGAGUCCUACAGUGCUGUCAUGGACCUCACCAAGCAACUGCAGGUCAGCGAAAAGAAUUGGGCCCAGGAGAAGCAGGAAUUGUUAGGACGCUUUCAAAAUGAACGGAAACAGAUGGAACAGCAAAUAAAGGAGCUUCAGAAUAAGCUUGCACGGAAAGAAGAGUCAUGGGUGAAGAAACAAUCAGAAAGCAGAAGCAGUUGUUGGAAAGAGGCUCUGAAUGAUAACCUGCAGGACAAAGAUAUAGACUGUGACACAGAUGCUAGCGGGACCAACUUAAAAAGAACAAAAUCUGUGUCGUCUAUGUCAGAGUUUGAAAGCUUGCUGGAUAGCUCACCUUAUAUUCCUGGGAACACAUCCUCUGUCAAACAAGAGAACAACAAAGGGAGUAAAAAUCUACUGACCAUACCGCUACUCACCAACGGCUGCAUUGACUCAGACUUUGACAAGAACCACUGUACGUACGGCAAGAAGGAAAAUGAGGUAUCUGAGCACCUUUUAAAGAAUGGUCAUGGUAUCUCUUCUUGGGAUUAUUCAACAGUCAGGAGUGUAAAAAAUGUGGAAUCGGGACAAAAGCAGAUACAGCGAAGCUACACUGCACCAGACAAGACCGGUAUUCGAAUAUAUUACAGCCCACCAGUUGUACGGAGGUUGGAUAUCCAUUUGGUUCAAAACAAGGAAAAGCUUGUGGGAGAGCCUGGUUUCCUAUUCACAAUGGCAAAGCCUAAAGAACUUGAAAAUUCUGAUCAAUUGUCUGGAAAUACAUAUAAUAAUUGGCUAUGUAAUUUUUCCAAUAAGCACAGGGAUUUGUUGGACAAUGAUGUUGUAAAGGACUCCUCUCCAUCAGUUCCCACAUUUCCACCUUCACUAGGUGAAUUUGAGAUUUCAGGAAACAUGAGUGAUGACAUGAAAGAGAUAACAAAUUGUGUUAGACAGGCAAUUCGGUCGAGCUCUCUGGAAAGAAAACCUAAAAGUACAUCAACUCAGACUGUUGAGCUCUCCGGUGUGGACAUUCCAACAAUUCAAAUGGUUAGUAUUGGCCUUCAAACAGAUAUUCCAAGAACAAGUCUUCAUACAAAGAGCUGGUCAACAAGGGGAUCUUCUCUGCUGUCUACAAGGAGCAAACACAUUUCUACAUCUUUGGAUAAAGUCCAUUCUCGCAUUGAACGGCCAUGCUGUUCACCCAAGUUUGGCUCCCCAAAGCUGCAGAGAAGGUCAUCUUCAAAAUUGGAUGGUUCCAAAGACCGGAGUUUGUGGAACCUCCACCAAAGUCAAAAAAAUGGCUCGGCAUGGGCAAGAUCUACCACAACACGUGAUAGCCCUGUUUUAAGCACUAUCAACGACGGGGCGUCUAGCCUUUUCAAUGUAGUGGAUCACGCUGGUAGCACAGAAUCCUUGUGUAAAACUGGUCUGUCUGACAGCAAGAACAAAAUAGAUGCCUCUAAAUAUGGCAUUGUGCAGGAGUUCUUUAGAAAUGUCUGUGGUCGGUCAACGCAGAGCUCCAGCGUGGUGGCAGAAAAGAAGGAGUUGGAAGAAAAUAGCAGAAAACCCGAUAAUCAUGAUCAUUGCUCUUCUGCAGUCUGUCAUACAUCCCAUAAUGCAUCUAAGUUACUGAAUAAGAAGUCAUCAAGGCAACAUGCCAUUGAUGAGCAGAAACCCUCCGUUGCCAACCAAGGGAGCAAAGAUGGAAACACAAAGGACAUAGAACUAAUUUCAACUGCUAAUGAAGAUAAUGCCUGUAGCUGUAGCUCACAGCCCGUCACUUCCUGCUUCUCUAGAUCGUCCCGACCACACGCACGCCAUGCCCAUUUCAAGUGCCAACUCCAUUCAGAUCCGAGCCCACAAGAAGAAAAAACAGGUCCACUCUCCAACUGAGAAGAGCCGGGCAUGUCUUUGUUUCCUUCAGGACAUUAAUGUAGCUGAUGCUCUAAUACAGAAAUAUCCGUUCCUUUCAAUACUGCCAAUAACCUGACACCUUCGCCGAGUAUCAUAUAAAAGGUUUAUAGGGGUUGAUAACACUACAAAUUCCUAUGUGCGUAUGUGUUAUGUACUAUAAAUCUCGAUCUGUAAUUUGUGUGUGUGUGUGUAUGUGUGCAAAAUUAUUAUUUAUAAUCUUGCACAGAUACAAAUAUUUCACUUUAUCAGUUUACUAGCACUUAUCCCUUUCGCACUGUGUGAUGAUAUAGAUGUUUAUAUAUGUUCUUUAGUUCAUUUAUUCAGGGGUGUCUGUCGUACAUAACAUCUGGUCCAAUGGAAAUGCAAAUUAAAUAUUUCGUUGUCUGUAGCAAUGUUUUAUACAAACCUACUAAAUGAAAACCAUCAGUAGAAAUUCUAGAAUAUCGCAAUAUUUACAUGUUUUUUGCGGAGAUUCACACGUUGCCAGUGAGCAGCGCAUGUACCCAAAGCCAUACACCUGGAUGUACAUCGGAAGGUUUUGUGUGACUAAACUGGGUACAACAAUGUUUAUUUAUGUUUGUUUUUCUUUCGUUUGCCAACUGCAUAGCAGUUACACGUAUUGUACCCCUUGUUAGUUCAUUAUUUAGCACAAAAAAAAAUCUCAAAAGACUUGAUCAACACAAUCUCAGAACAGUAAUGCUUUAUUUAUUUAAUAAAAAGAGCCCGUGGAGGUUCAUAUUAAUAUUUUAUUAUUUUAUUAGUAUUUUAGUUGGUUUUGUUAUCGUUUUCCUCUUCAAAGCUAAAAUGGGUGCAAAACAUAGAAUUCCGGUGUUUUCAGCCAUUUUAAACUGUCUAUAUGUUAAUAAAGAGAGCUGUAAUUAGGGCUAACACAGGAAAUUUUUUUGAAUUGGUAGUGGGAGGACUGAAAAUCUCCGAUUGCCAUUGGCUGAGACCUCUGAUGUCACCCUUGAAAUAAAGGCUUCUGGGAAUAUUGUCUUUUACAUUGGAUUUUGUCUAAAAAAAUAAUCAAAAGGCCAGAAGUCAAUCCUGUUGGCUGUGGGGAGAUAUUCUGUAAAUAGGAAUAUUUAGCUGAGUAGAAAAAUCUUCUCUGUAUAUAUUGUGUAUAUACAUAUAAAAUGUUCCCGCUAA